Messenger RNA from Lytechinus pictus (painted urchin), 3440 nucleotides. RefSeq names its product DNA-directed RNA polymerase II subunit RPB9-like. Gene Ontology annotation, biological process: transcription initiation at RNA polymerase II promoter; maintenance of transcriptional fidelity during transcription elongation by RNA polymerase II; transcription-coupled nucleotide-excision repair. The record is from RefSeq and is a predicted model, not a curated record. The coding region runs from base 90 to 482 and encodes 130 amino acids. NCBI's taxonomy places the organism in Eukaryota, Metazoa, Echinodermata, Echinoidea, Temnopleuroida, Toxopneustidae. Gene Ontology annotation, cellular component: RNA polymerase II, core complex. Gene Ontology annotation, molecular function: DNA-directed RNA polymerase activity; nucleic acid binding; zinc ion binding. The transcript has 5 exons.
AGAAGCUUAGCAUAGCAUGCAGUCUUGCGUGAAUUCAUAACGCACGUUAGAUCUUUUUUUCAAUUUUGGUUCUGGUAUUAAGCAAAAAUAUGGAAUUAAGUCACCCAGAACAAGAAAAACAACGAGGACCUGGAUUUGUAGGAAUUCGAUUUUGCCAGGAAUGUAACAACAUGUUGUACCCAAAAGAGGACAAGGAAAACAGGAUACUGCUUUAUGCUUGCAGAAAUUGUGACUACCAACAAGAAGCUGAUAAUGCAUGUGUCUAUGUCAAUAAAAUCACCCAUGAAGUCGAUGAGCUCACACAAAUUGUAGCCGAAGUGGUUGCUGACCCUACAUUACCGAGGACUGAAGAUCAUCCAUGUGAGAUGUGUGGUCAUCGAGAAUCUGUUUUUUUCCAGUCACAAGCAAAUAGAGCAGAGGAGGGAAUGCGAUUGUAUUACGUUUGCACAGCUCCAAAUUGUGGCCAUCGCUGGACAGAAUGACAGCUAUUGUUUGUUUUUGUGUUUUUUACUAUGGCAUAUUUGUAAAUAUAAUGUACUAUAAUGUAAAAAAUAAUGUACAUGUAUUCGAGGACUGAAAAUUGAAUACUACAUUGUGUAUUGAAAUGGAAUGUGAAAGCAACAAUAAUUGGAACAUCCCAGCUAAACAUGAAAGACUUGAAUUUGGGGUAAGAUAUUGUUCUGCUACUUAUUUCCUUUAAGCACUAUGAAUGCCAGAGGAAAUAUAUUAGGGUUUGUCAUUGAAUAUGAUUUGCUUCAUGUUUUAAAAAAUCUAUUUUCUCUUGCACAUUUGGUGCGGACUCCUUGUAUAUCAUAGAGCUAUCCAUGUGAGCUAUACACAUCAAACUGAGGUUGAGGUUUGGUUAGUUCUACUGUGCCAUUAUGCAUAAAAAUGAUGAAAAUGUGUCUGAUAUAACUUAAAUUUUUCUUCUGUGUCUCAUCAUUGCUGCACAUCAAAACAACACCAGAAUUUUGAAAAUAACAACUUAAAGUCAAGUGGAAAUUCAUGAAAAUAUGCUUAAGCAGUUAGUUGAAAUGUUCAGAUUGUUAUUUUCACUUAUUUUGCUAGUCCAGCAUCACUAUUCAUGUUCCAUUUUAAGUAAGUGUCCUCUAUUGUGAAAAUAAUACCAAGAUCAUAAAUUAGGCAACUAGUGACGAUACUGAUUUCUAUUAAAGGGGGCUGUCACAUCAAUAUAUUUAGCCAAGGCAAGCCGUUCUAUCAUAAUAAAUCAUAUUUUCUUUAUAUCACGAAUCUAUUUUGUUGAUAAACAAGUGGCAUUUUUUUAAAUAUCAAUAUGUAGCCUAUAUAUUUAAAUUGUAAAUUACUUGCCAUAUGUAUAUUGGUAUAUGCUGGCUAAAAUAUGCCUGUGUGACAGCCCCCUUAAUCUUUAAUCUGUACUGAAGAAUAAGGCACUAUAAAUACACCGUUUUCUGCUACCUGUCCACCUUUAAUUUUUGAGAUUUUUUAUCAUCUUUACCUUUUUGUCAAGAUCUUUUUACACUAAUUUAUUUUUCCAUCAAGUAUCAAUUCUGUGGAGUAGAUGGUUAGAGUCGAGCCCGGAGGGGCCACUUCCAUUGACGAGUGGAUAUCAUGCGCGACCACGGGGUCUUGAAAAGCAACCUAAACACGUAUUUCCAUAUUUUGAAAAUGCACCCCUUAACAAGUAUUGGCGUGUGGUGAAACCCUACCCUUAACAAGUAUUGGAAACAUAUACUAUUGGCAAGUAUUACCAGAAUUGAGCCCCUAAACAAGUACAACGAUGUAUUUUCCAUAUUCUGAAAAUGCACCCCUUAACAAGUAUUGGAAAAAACGAUACUCUUGGCAAGUAUUCCCUGAAAUGAACCCCUAAACUAGUACAGCGAUGUCACGGGUCCGUCGGUCGUCGGUUUUACCUUUACAUACCAUUUUUGGGGUGUAGUACGGCCCCACCUUCCACACCUCGCGCAAAUCGGACUCUAAACACGUAGUGUUGGGGCAAAAGGACAUCCUUUAUAAAACAUUUUUGAUUUUGUUUUAUCAUCCCCGCAUAUUAAUUUUGACCCUAAACACGUAUAUUUUUCCGAGCGAAAUAGAUACCCUUUUUUCAAUAUUUUUGUGUUUUUGACACCCUUUUCACGUUACGUACGUAACGUGCCCUAUCUUGAAAAAGACAUCCUUUUUACGUGUUUUUUUGGUCGCGCAUGGUAUCCACUCGUCAAUGUAAGUGGCCCCCCGGGGAGUCGAGAAGAGGAAUCAGUCCCGAUGUAUUAUUAGCCCUUGGAAAAUGAUUUCACAACUUACUGUCUGUUGUAUAUAACAUGAAUGUGAACUUUUAUGGAUGCAUAUCGUGCAUUAUUUGUAUGUGUUCCAUAAUACCAUUUCAACUGAAGCCCUAAAUCGGAUAUAUAAAGUAAGAAGCAAAAGUAAUAUUCUGGAAACAUUUUCCCCAUUCCUUUUAAAAUCGAUGUUCUUCUUUCAAUUUAAGAUGUUUACUUGUAAGGGGACUAACAAUCAGUGCUCGUUUCUAAUGCAAACAUUCAUGAAAUUCCAGGCUGUGAGAUCCCCCAGUCUGUCAUAAAACAUGUUUGGUUGAGAUUCAAGCAUUUUGAUUAGCAAGUAUUUCAGUACACACAUACAGUAAGCAGCGUUACUUAGUUAUAAUACAGGCAUAAGGAGCAUGUUGCUCACCUUGCGAUAGCAGUUACCUUCUCCCCUGGGGAUUCACAGGAAAUGGUCUAAUUUUCAAAGGGCAAUAAAAUAUGCUUUGAAAUACAACCAUUCAUGAGACCAAUACCAACUUACUAUUAAAUGCUUCUUAACAUGUAUAUCUAGAUCAAUCCGCUUUGGAUACUGUAUUUAUGGCAAUUUCUUACUUGGGGGCUUCAAGUAUACCUAACAAGAGAUAAUUUCCGCACUGAUAUAGCAACGCACCUUACCCUUUGCAAGUGCUUUUGUUCUUCUUUAAAAGCCCCCCCCCCCCACACACACACCUUUAUGGCCUCUAUUACAGUGCUCUGAUAUUGGAUUCAUUACUAAUGAGUUGAUCUGUUUUCUCAUUGAAACUUGCCUUAUUCUCAAAAUAUAAACAUUGCUUGUAUCAAACCAGUUAUGUACAUGCUUUCAUUAUGCAAAGGUUUGAAAAUUUUAUGGCAUGGAUGCCAUGGACCAGUGUAGACUGAAAAAUUCUGUAAAAUACUUUAUUUUUUCUUGUGGGGCCUGUUACACAAAGAUAUCUCUAAAGCUUCUGAUCAAGGCCCUGUCCACGGAGGAUUAUUCUAUUGUUACUGGGGUUUUGUCACAGCACUCCCAGUAACAAUAAAUAAUCCUUAGUGGCCAGGUCCAUGCUUCUGGUUGGUUAAAUCAAGUUUCAAUUUCCUGCAACAGACCCGUGGUAAAUAAAAAUAUUGUAUGUAACAAAACAAAGAACGCUGAUUAAAAUGGUGAUAAAUAAUACACACAAA